Messenger RNA from Desarmillaria tabescens, 867 nucleotides. Its product is annotated as protein-tyrosine phosphatase-like protein. The record is from RefSeq and is a predicted model, not a curated record. NCBI's taxonomy places the organism in Eukaryota, Fungi, Basidiomycota, Agaricomycetes, Agaricales, Physalacriaceae. The transcript is spliced from 6 exons. Gene Ontology annotation, molecular function: phosphoprotein phosphatase activity. The coding region runs from base 1 to 852 and encodes 283 amino acids.
AUGGCCGUUACGAACGAAUUGGCACCUCUCGAUCCUACCUAUGUAUCCGAAUUGUUAUCUCGACACCCGUUCGUGAAGAUACCCGGCGUAAUAAAUGUCAGGGAUUUGGGCUUGUAUCCCUCAGUGACACUUCCAACCCACAUCACAAAACCAGGCUUUGUCUUUCGCUCAGCCGAGCUCUCUGGUAUCACAGAAGAAGGCAAAGAACAGAUCAAGAAAUUGGGUAUAACAAAAGUAUACGACUUGCGAUCCGAUACCGAGAUGGCAAAAUAUAACACGCCGUUGCCGGAGAUAGAGGGUGUCGAAGUGAUUAGAACCCCGGUGUUCAAGCUGGAAGACUACAGCCCUGAGGUGAUGGCCAAGCGCUAUCAACUGUACGCUAGAGGAGAUAUAGAAGCAUUUAUGGAGCUUUAUUCCCAAAUACUGGAUAAUGGUGGUCCUGCGUUUGGUGUAAUCCUUCGUCAUGUUCGAGACAGGCCAAACGAAGGAAUGAUAUUCAAUUGUACUGCUGGGAAAGACAGAACUGGUGUCGUCGCGGCUAUACUCUUAAAGCUUGCGGGGGUUGACAAUGAUAGUAUAGCCGAUGACUACGCCUUAUCUCGUGUCGGGCGGGAACCUGCUCGUGCGAUGAUACUCCAACGCCUUUCCAAGGAGCCGUUGUUUGCUUCCAAUAACCAGGCCGCAUCAAACAUGCUGACUUGUCGCCGGGAGACGAUGCUUGCAUUUCUAGCUCAUCUUGAGAACACAUACAAUGGCGUAGAAGAAUACGUGAAAACGUAUCUAGGCCUUACCGAUGAAGACAUCGUUAUAAUACGCAACAAUCUUCUGACACCUAAUUCAUCCCGUAUGUAGAGGACAUCAAUAGAC